AUGGCGAGAGGCGCAUAUCCUCAACAGUAUGUUCACCCUGGCAGUCAGCAGCAGGGCAUAGACAUUCAGGAGCUUGCCUCUAAACGUGUCGACAUCCAGAAGAAACGGUUUUAUUUGGAUGUUAAACAAAGUGCACGGGGCCGAUUCCUAAAAAUUGCAGAGGUUUGGAUUGGAAGAGAACGUCAUGAUAACAUCAGGAAGAGCAAAUUAACGCUGUCCAUGUCAAUGGCACCCGAUCUACGUUAUUGCCUGGGGGACUUCAUUGAUUAUUACGCUCAUAUUGGGUUGAGAGGUGGCCUGGUAUCACGGCCAGAAGAGCAGAGCAAUGGUCAGGGCCGCCCGCACAAUUCCCGCAGAAGACCGCAGGAUCACCACGCAGCAUCAGUGUCUCCCACUGGCUCUGCGGUGUCGGAGGAACAUACUCAUCGCGUCCUGAAGAGUGAAUUCAUUGAGAGAGACAAUAGAAAGUACUAUCUGGACCUGAAAGAGAACCAGCGAGGCAGGUUCCUCCGCAUCAGACAGACUGCCAGCAGAGGGCAUGGGGCCAUCGGUUACUACGGCCAGGGCAUCGAUCAAACCAUAGUGUUGCCGGCUCAAGGGCUAAUCGAAUUCAGAGAUGCACUGUCGCAGCUGAUUGAAGACUACGGCGAUGAUAAUGCCACGGAUGAGCUUAGAAGAGGCAAUGGGAACCAUGAAGAAUCCACCGAGUUUCCCGAAGCAGCAUCAUUCCGAGUGGACAAUAAGAGGUUUUAUUUCGACGUUGGUUCCAAUCGGUAUGGUGUCUUUUUAAAGAUUAGCGAGGUAAAACAGCCAUACAGGAACACCAUAACGGUUCCCAUGAAAGCCUGGGCCAGAUUUGGAGAUAAUUUCAUUAGGUAUGAGGAGGAAAUGCAGCGAAUUGUCACCUGUCACGAGGAGAAGAGGACAGAGACUCGCGAGGACAUUGGAGAACAAGAGGAUUGA
Salvelinus namaycush (lake trout) is the source of this 963-nucleotide messenger RNA. Its product is annotated as purine-rich element-binding protein gamma-like. Gene Ontology annotation, biological process: regulation of transcription by RNA polymerase II. Gene Ontology annotation, molecular function: RNA polymerase II transcription regulatory region sequence-specific DNA binding; DNA-binding transcription factor activity, RNA polymerase II-specific; purine-rich negative regulatory element binding. Lineage: Eukaryota; Metazoa; Chordata; Actinopteri; Salmoniformes; Salmonidae. Bases 1 to 963 code for a protein of 320 amino acids. The transcript has a single exon. The record is from RefSeq and is a predicted model, not a curated record. Gene Ontology annotation, cellular component: nucleus.